AGUGACAGAAAGAGGGUGGGAGGGCUGUGCUGGGUUGUGGAGGCUAUGAUUCAAUUUUUUUUGAAGUGGUAGUCGAUUCUAAAAAUUUCUCCCAAGUAAUCCAUAUGGGAAGGGCGUUUGUGUAUGUUAUAGUCGGAGGAGGAGUGGCAGCUGGGUAUGCUGUUCAUGAAUUCGUGAAGAAAGGCGUCUCUCCUGGCGAACUUUGCAUCAUCUCAGAAGAAGCUGUUGCACCAUACGAAAGGCCUGCAUUGAGCAAAGGCUACUUGCUCCCAGAAGCUCCAGCACGCAUUCCAGAUUUUCACUGUUGUGUAGGUAGUAAUGAGGAGAGGCUAACCCCAAAGUGGUACAAAGAACACGGUAUUGAAUUGGUUCUUGGAACUCAGGUAAAGUCAGUUGAUGUGAAGCGGAAGACAUUAUUAACUGCAACCGGUGAGACUGUAACAUACAAGAUUCUUAUUGUUGCAACUGGUGCUCGGGCAUUGAAGCUUGAAGAGUUUGGAGUGAAAGAUUCAGGCGCUACGAAUGUCUGUUAUCUACGAGAUUUGAAUGAUGCAAAUAAACUGGUUAAUGUUAUUCAAUCAUGUUCUGGUAAAAAUGCUGUGGUCAUUGGUGGCGGCUACAUUGGAAUGGAAUGCGCUGCUGCUUUAGUGAUAAACAAAAUUGAAGUGAAUAUGGUCUUCCCUGAAGCUCACUGUAUGGGACGCCUUUUUAAUCCGAAGAUUGCACACUACUAUGAAGAGUUUUACAAGUCUAAAGGAGUGAAGUUUACUAAAGGAACUGUCUUGACAUCAUUCGAUUUUGAUGAUGACGGGAAGGUCACUGCUGUUAAUCUGCGAGAUGGGACUAAACUUCCUACUGAUAUGGUUGUUGUCGGGAUAGGGAUCCGUCCAAAUACCAGCCUGUUUGAAAGCCAAUUGAUAUUGGAGAAAGGGGGGAUUAAAGUGAAUGGGAGAAUGCAAUCAAGCAAUAGCUCAGUAUAUGCUAUUGGGGAUGUUGCUGCUUUUCCAGUCAAAAUCGUUGGUGAAACACGCAGGCUUGAACAUGUUGACUCUGCACGGAAGUCAGCUAGGCAUGCUGUCAAUGCAAUCUUGGAUCCAGACAAGACAGCAGAUUUUGAUUACCUGCCAUUUUUCUAUUCCAGAGUCUUCACUCUCUCAUGGCAAUUCUAUGGAGAAAAUACUGGAGAGGUAGUCCAUUUUGGUGAUUUUACGGGACAUAGGUUUGGGGCAUACUGGGUAAACAUGGGCUACCUUAUUGGGUCUUUUCUGGAGGGUGGAACCAAAGAGGAGUAUGAAGCUAUAUCCAAUGCCACACGGUUGAGACCGCCAAUUGAAGACUUGGCUGAACUUGAAAGGCAAGGGCUAGGAUUUGCCAUGGCACUGAGUGACAGACCAUCUCCUUCACAGUCUCUUGAUGCUGGUCAGUCUGGUUUGAUAAUAGAAAAGCCAUUAUAUGCCUGGCACACUACCACAGGUGUUGUAUUGGCUGCAUCUUUGGCUGCCUUUGCCUAUUGGUACGGUAAGAGGCGUCGAUUGUGGUGAGGAAGUUACUCAUAAUCCAUUAUCACGAUGCGUACAUACCUGUUCUUGAUUGUCAUCUUAAGGAUAUCAUUUGCUAGACUAAAAGUCUAGGGGCUGAAUCGAUUUUUAAUUAUAAAAAUGCUAUGAACUCACAACGGUUGACAUCACAUAUGACAAUUGUUUUUGAAUUUGUACACAUGCGAUAAUUGCCUGUGAACUUUGCGUGUUAACAGACAAUUAUCGUCCGUUUGUGUACAAAUUCAUAGACGAUUGUCAUCCGUGGUAAAUUUUUAGCAUUCUACCAAGGUAAAUUCCUAGCAUAACUCUUUUAAUUAUUUCUUUUUGUGAAUAUUUGAAAUAAAAUCCAAGUGCCUCAAUAAAUAUGUGCAAAGGUU
This is a messenger RNA of Cuscuta campestris, 1915 nucleotides long. The record is from the annotation of a GenBank genome assembly. NCBI's taxonomy places the organism in Eukaryota, Viridiplantae, Streptophyta, Magnoliopsida, Solanales, Convolvulaceae.